Molecule: messenger RNA, 330 nt
Organism: Didymodactylos carnosus
Lineage: Eukaryota; Metazoa; Rotifera; Eurotatoria; Philodinida; Philodinidae
Source: the annotation of a GenBank genome assembly
AUGCGACAACGAUCAACUUUUAACAUAACAAGAUCAAAAGUAAGAAAAAAUAAAUGUUAUUUAUUAUUUGAUGAAGGCUAUAUUGACUGUAUAUAUAUUAAAUUAAAUAAUGAUAAAUGUGUGAUUAGUGAUGUUAUACGUCAUUCAAUGUCAGGUGAAUAUGCAAUGUGUCAUUAUACCACUAUCGCAAACAAAUUAGCUAUUACAGAUCCCUGGUGCGAUUGUAAAAUCAAAGCUUAUACCAUAAUACCACCAAAAUUAACAACAACAGAACAACCGUGUAAAUGGAAGAAACCAACUUGUAAACCAAUUUUAGAUAUUUCUACAUAG